GUCCAAGAAAUUUUUUGAAAACAUGAACUAAUAUCAAUUCAAACCUAAGCUAGACCCUAAACUCUUAACAUUAAACCGUAACACAAACCCUAAACCAUAAAACUAUUAUUAUUUAAUGGGCCUUCGGCCUAUGGGCCCUCGGCGGGCAGCCCUAACUAAGGUUGCAAGCCUUACGUGUUAGGACUUCCUAGUGUAUUUAAUUUCCUAGUGUGUUUAAUUUGAUGUAAGAAACAAUAUUUCAAUCCUUCACAAAUUGAAAACCGAACCAUAAACCAUAAAACUUAAACUCUAAAUUGGUGUAAUCAGUUUUGGGUGGUUGGGUUAUUUUGGGGUUUGGUAAAUAUUAGUUUAAUGAUGGAUAUUGGUUUGCGAAGGAAGAAUACUAGUUCAUUUCAACAAUGAUGCAAAAUAAUAUCAACACAACAGAGAAUAAUAUCGACUGAAAACAAAUAAAUAUCCACACAAACAAACAUACAUAAAUAUCACAUGGACUGCGAGCCCACAAUUUUCGUUCUCUCUCCACUCCUUUCCAAAAUCCGCCCAAACUGAAGCGGGCCCACAAAGCCACUUCUUCGGCUCGCCUUUUGCGCCGCACGUUGUGCCGGCUUUUACCCGAAGCCCAUCUCCAGCUCACUCAAGUGAGCCACCAACGAGUCCGUCUCUCCUCCGUUGGAUCAAAUAUGGGCCGACGUGGUACCAAAUCCAGCCCUGUGAGUAUAUGUUAACUAAUAUAGCAGUUAGCAGAUUAACUUCUGGGACAGGAGGGAAGGCAAGGAUGCCACGAACGAAUGCCCAAUAGAGAAGCAGCCGCUGACCAGGGGCAAGGAUACGACUUACGAGACAACCGUUGAGGUUGAGGUUGAUGAGUUCGAAGAAGAAGAUCAUGUCGCCAUCACAAGCACCAUAUCCAUCAUCACAGCGUCGGAGUCGCAAGAAUCGAAUCUGGCUAUUGCUUCUAUGCUCAGAGAAGAAAUUGUUGCGGCAGCCACACCACGACCUGCAGAAGCAACAAUAGUGGCGCCACCAUCACCACCCUGAGUUGUUGAACCACCAUCGAAGGUGUCUAACUCGCCUACGCUGAAUGAGGAAGAAGAAUCCGGAGAGAGAUGCCACACGACAGAGAUAGCCAAAUAUCCGGUUUAUCUGUUCGACGGGAAGAUGGCGGAGGAUCUCAGCAGGCAGCUGCCAUUUCGCCGCUUGUCGCCGUUGGAAGAUGUUCCGCACUGGCUGGGACCAAGGCUGGAGUAGUUGGGAAGAAGUCAACGCCGGAUUGUGUGACGAACUGGCGGUACAGGAAGAAGGAGCUCAGAGUGAGUGUCGGCAUCGAUCGACGACUUCAGUCAGAGAAGGCCGCCGGGUUUCUUUACAGGUAGAUCGGGUAGCGCAAGCGGCUCCAUCCGUGUUAGCGACGAUGGCUCCAACUGUGCAAUUAACGGCAGCUUCCGCCGUGCAAAUGUCGGACGUGGCGACGAUGAGGUUGGGAGGCGUGCUUGCUGAGGAGAAGUCGGAGGAAGGGCGACAGUCGAGGAAGCUCCGGACGGUGACGAGCUGCUGGCUUAACUACCCGUCGACGGAGAGGCUGAAGUCGCCGCCAACGGGAAAGAAGAAGAAAAGUGGCGGCGAUGGUCGAGGAACGAAGCCAGAGUCGGGCUUUGACCUGGUCGUCUUAAGAGGAGUCCGUCGUCACCGAAGAUGAAGGCGCUGGGAUCGCCACUUGCCCGCCUGGUGGGUGUACCACCGCCGAAGGAGAGGCUAACAACGAUGGAGGAGGAGGGCGGCGGGGAGCUUCUCGCGAACCUUCCGCUACCUCUUGCCCUAACCCUCACAACUCAGCAACAACUAGGGAUGGCAAUAAAACCCAUGGCCGCGGGUAUCCGACCGCCCCCGACCCAGUCAACGCGGGGAAUCCCCGCUUUGACCGGGUAUGGGGCGGGUAUGGGUAAAACCCGCAAAAAGUUUGAUGGGUAUGGGGCGGGUAUGGUUUUGACCUCCCCCGCCCCAUACCCAUACCCAUACCCGCCCCACCAAGAGAAUUUCUUUCACAUAUAAAAAAAUAUGUGGAUUAAAUUGUAAUCUAUCAAUGAUGAUGAGGAUAACUCAAGGAAAUAAAUAGUAGAAAUACAAUUGAGUGACCAUUUUAAUCAAAAUCUAAUUCAUUUCUCUUAAUUCUCCUUUCACUCUUUCACUUUUCCCCUUGUCUACAAGAUUAUGUUAGUUAAUUAUUACUUAGUAGAUGUAUAAGAGUUAGAAGAUAAUAAUUUGAAAAAUAUUAUACCCUAUAUUAUGUAUUAAUGGAUGUUUUAGGAUCAUAUACUUUGAACCGUAUUAAGAAAAUGAUUGUGUUUUGUUGACUUCAUGAUAUAAUAGGUUCGUUUAGAGUAAUAAUCAAAACUUUUCUUGUAAAUUUUAGGUAUAAUAAUGUUGAAAGUGUGGGUAUGGGUAUUACCCAUGGGUACCCGAGAGUAAUAAUCAAAACUUUUCUUGUAAAUUUUAGGUAUAAUAAUGUUGAAAGUGUGGGUAUGGGUAUUACCCAUGGGUACCCGAAACCCACGGGUAUGGGGAUGGGUUUGCAAAACAUUCCCCCGCAUGGGUAUGGGGCGGGUAUGAGUUUGGGUAUUUGAAGAUGGGGAUGGGGAUGGUUUAGACAAACCCGCCCCAAACCCGCCCCAUUGCCAUCCCUAGCAACAACAGAACGAAUGGGGCCAACUAAUGCGGGCCAAGUGUGCUGAUUGCCCAAUUGGAAUGGGCUGGUAUGGUGUAGAAGGCAGAAUAAAACCUUGUUGUGGGUUAGCUUGCGAGAAGAGAUCAGUCAUUGGGCCACAAAUGGAUAGGCUUACAAGGAAUCUUUUGUAUGAUUUUGGGCUGGACAAGAAGUGGGCCGGUUUUGGCCUCGGGUACGGGCCAAGUGAGGAAGUCUGCAACCAAUUUCAAAAGGGUUAUGGGUAGGGCUGUUAAUGAACCAAGCCGCUCAUGAACGACUCGGUGUGCGACUCGAGAAAAACUCGUUCGACACUCGAUUCGUUUUAAUCGAGCCGGCUCGCGAACAAGCUCGUUAACUAAACGAGCCGAACUUGAGCCAUACCAUGUUUAGCUCGAAAGCUCGCGAACAAGCUCAUUUAAUAGUUUGACAUAAAAAAAAGUUUAGAAUUCAUGGAUUUUAUGUAUUGAAAUUAGGAUAAAUAUUGUCUUUUACUUUGCUAGACUUUGCUAUAGGUUAGAAUGUAAUUUUGUGCACAGUUCUAGGUCAAUCUUGAGCUAUCAUGAACAUUUUAUGAGCUGAACUCGAUUUGGGCUCGUUAAGCUUAUUUGACGAGCCGAGCUCGAGCUCGAGCCUUCAUUUUCAUAAACGAGCCGAGCUCGAGCUUGCAUAUUAAAGCUCGUGACGAACACGAGCCGAGCUCGAGCCUGGAAAUAUAUUAACGAGCCGAGCCCGAACUAUGGCAAAGCUCGGUUCGACUCGGCUCAUUAACAGCUCUAGUUAUGGGCUGUUUCAUGUAGGGCUGGCUAUUUGGUCUCAGACUGUUUGGUUUUACCUGAAACCGAACCGUAUAACCCGGACCGGGACCGGACUGGGACCGGAUAGCAAACAAUGCAAUCUCAUAUUCGGGUUUUGAUUUGAGAUAAAAAAAAACCGGAUAAAGACCGGAUAAGAGACCCCAACACCAAAAAUCAAGAUAAAAUUGGGAC
Linum trigynum is the source of this 3687-nucleotide messenger RNA. NCBI's taxonomy places the organism in Eukaryota, Viridiplantae, Streptophyta, Magnoliopsida, Malpighiales, Linaceae. The record is from the annotation of a GenBank genome assembly.